Messenger RNA from Phytophthora nicotianae INRA-310, 171 nucleotides. RefSeq lists its product as hypothetical. Lineage: Eukaryota; Oomycota; Peronosporomycetes; Peronosporales; Peronosporaceae. The transcript has a single exon. The record is from RefSeq and is a predicted model, not a curated record. Bases 1 to 171 code for a protein of 56 amino acids.
AUGGAAGACGCCGAGAGCGAGCUACAGCGUCUGGAAUCGAACCACUCGGAGCUGUUGCUGCACCACGAGACACUCAAGAAGCAGCUCGCCUUCAAGAAUGAGCAGCUAAAGCUGUUCCAAGCAGCAGUGAAGGAGGCGCAGCUCUUACUGGACGAGAAGCCAUCGAAAUGA